This is a messenger RNA of Humulus lupulus (European hop), 1066 nucleotides long. RefSeq names its product two-pore potassium channel 1-like. The transcript has 2 exons. Lineage: Eukaryota; Viridiplantae; Streptophyta; Magnoliopsida; Rosales; Cannabaceae. The coding region runs from base 1 to 1062 and encodes 353 amino acids. Gene Ontology annotation, biological process: stabilization of membrane potential; potassium ion transmembrane transport. Gene Ontology annotation, cellular component: plant-type vacuole membrane. Gene Ontology annotation, molecular function: calcium ion binding; potassium ion leak channel activity. The record is from RefSeq and is a predicted model, not a curated record.
AUGAGUACCAAAGAUGAUGUUGAAGAAGUCCUGCUAUCGGAUACAAAAAAAUAUGAGUCUCCUUCCUUUCGAAGAAUAAGAAGCCGUCGUCAAUAUUAUAGUAAUAACACUAUUGUGUGUACACCUUCAGCGGACAUAAACUGCUCGGAUCAGCAAAUAUAUAAUGGAGCUGAUUUUGCAAAACGACAAAUUAGUAUAGCGCAAGUUAUUGUCGUUUGGGCUACUUACUUAGGUGGGGGAACCCUUUGUUUCUUCCUCAUCAGAGACCAAAUCGAGGGUCAUAAAACAAAUGGUUUUCUCGAUGCCAUGUACUUUUGUGUCGUGACAAUGACCACCGUUGGAUAUGGCGACCUUGUUCCAAGUAGUAUACUUGCAAAGCUACUAGCUUCCAUUUAUGUGUUCAUUGGUUUGUUUCUUGGUGGUUUAAUAGUUGGUAAGGUGGCCGAUUACAUAGUAGAAAAACAGGAAAUACUUUUGGUUAGAGCCAUUCAUGUGUCUGAAGAAAUUGGUCCAGUUGAGCUUCUCAAGGAGAUGGAAACUAACAAAGUGAAGUAUAAGUUUUUUACAGCCAUGGCUCAGAUUUUGGUGCUCAUCAUAGUGGGGACUGUUUUCUUACAUGUGGUGGAAAAUCUUGAGUUUAUGGAUGCCUUUUACUGUGUUUGUUCAACCAUUACCACCUUGGGAUAUGGGGAUGAGAGUUUUUCAACCGAAGGUGGUCGUGUAUUUGGGAUAUUUUGGAUACUUGGCAGUACCAUUUGCUUAGCUCAGUUCUUUGUCUACCUUGCUGAACUUUACACUGAAACCAGGCAAAAAUCAUUGAUCAAAUGGGUUCUUAAUCGAAAGUUCACCGAUGCCGAUCUUGAAGCAGCGGAUCUUGAUCAAGACGAAGUUGUAAGCAUGUUUGGCAUUUUUUUUUCCAGUGCUGCAGAGUUUGUACUGUACAAGCUAAAGGAGAUGGGGAAAAUAGGGCAGGAAGAUAUCUCAAUGCUGAUGGAAACAUUUGAGCAACUUGAUAUUGAUCAAUCAGGGUCUCUCACACCAGCUGAUCUUUUACGUCCUUAAUCGA